Maylandia zebra (zebra mbuna) is the source of this 4861-nucleotide messenger RNA. It is a transcript of the gene glis1b, whose product is annotated as GLIS family zinc finger 1b. Gene Ontology annotation, biological process: regulation of transcription by RNA polymerase II. Gene Ontology annotation, cellular component: nucleus. Gene Ontology annotation, molecular function: RNA polymerase II cis-regulatory region sequence-specific DNA binding; DNA-binding transcription factor activity, RNA polymerase II-specific. The record is from RefSeq and is a predicted model, not a curated record. NCBI's taxonomy places the organism in Eukaryota, Metazoa, Chordata, Actinopteri, Cichliformes, Cichlidae.
AAAUGAGUUAUCCACAAAAAGUGUUGAACUGUAAGUGCUGUUACCACUUGUGUACCUUCUAUUUAUCAAAAAUGCCAAGAUUACUAGCACAGAUUAACGUCCUGUGUCUUUAAAAUGGAGUUGUCAUCACAUCUUGCUUGUAGUCAGUGCACAGACCAGUGGUGGCUUCGCUAAUCGGUGCUUUCACUAAAGCUAGAGGGUGCUGUAGUCAACAGGUACCAGAACAACAAGAGGAAGUCCAGAGGGAGCCUUUGACUCAAAGGAAACUGCAGCUCUGGCUCAACGGCUGUGCAUGAAAGAUGAGGGACAAAUCGUUUCAGCUGUUGACAUCAGUGGGUUUGGGACAGUCACCAGCUCAGUUCUGUUACAGUUUGUUCCAUGUAGCAGAAAUAACAGUUUAAAAGGUGCAUGUAGGAAAUAUUUUACAUUUUCUUUGAACUGUGUAACUGUGGUUCGCAGUGGGGAUUGCCGUCAGUCUACACUGUAUGACAAAAAAUCUUUACUCUGCAUGUUUAUCCUUUGGAUUAAUUCGUGACUGUCAGUAGAGUAAGAGUAAAUUUAAGCUGCAAACAGCCACCUUCACGCCAUUUACCACCAUAUAACAAUUUACCUUCAACAGUUUUCAACCCACAACUUACCCUUUGCUGGGAGAUCGUCAAGCUUCGUUUCACGGCGUAAUGGUAAUGUGAGCGGGGACCGCACUGGGUCAUUAAUGCAAAACUCCUCAGCGCUGUUCGGGAUGGUGAGCCACUGCCAGACCCCUGCUUUCACCGACUUCACUGGCUUGACGCUCUCCGUGUACGGCAGCAAGGGAGACAUCUGUGCGCGACGAGCAGGGAACGGCUUUGGAUCGCAGAUUUGCCGGAGCCCUCAUGACACCCCGACUCACAUGAACUGCGCCAGCCCGAAGCGACUCUCCGCGUCCGAGGAAAAAGCGCAUCUGUCAGGCAAAACUGCGCGCUUGUGCUUCUCUCUCCCACCGGUGCAAGUGAAUGGGACCUACUGCUCAGAGAAGGAUGCAAAUGCUGAGCUGGGCAAUGCCGAGGGCCCCCUGAUGCGAUGUGGGCAGAGCCUGCUGCUUCCAGCGGGAGGUCAUUCGGAGGGGCUUUACUCCCAGAGCCUCCAGUGCAGCAGACCUACACCUGACCUCCUUCUGCAGGAUGGGCCUCAUCAAGACGCCAGAUCCUCCUCUGCCUUCGGGAGGACCCUGCCAGGGGCCUCACCCAGCCUGGGCUGCGGCGCCAGCGGCGUUCGCUCCUCUCUCCCUUACCCAGUCAAACAGGAGAGCUCGAUGGGCUACAAGAUCUCCAACGUGGAGUCUUCAUCUCAGGCUGGAUUUCAGGCCCACGCUGCAGGCCAAGUUUUGGAGGUGGCCAGGGAUGAGAUGGUUGGGUCACUGCAUAUUAGCAACAGCGGUAAUGGCGUAUGUGCAGUGAGCGGUGUAGGUAGCGCUGUGCCAGGAGACGCAGGACAACCGUUUAAUAAUGAAGAUGGCUCCUCCCCGCUGGCUUUGUCUCCAAUUGGCUCCCGUCAUUCAGCGCGGCUGCUCAGCGCUGGCAGUCUGAAGAGACGCUGCCUGUCCCUGGCCUCGCAAUCCACCGCCGCUGCUGCCACCGGUUCCCCAUCAGCUGUUGGCACCGCUUCUGAGGAGAUCAAUAUCACCGCAAUCAUCUGCUCCUCCUCCCAGAUGUCGAUGGUCGCCUGCGUCAACGGGUUCCGUGCUAACCUCUCGCCAAGCAACACCAGCAGCGCCGGCUUCUCUUCCUCCUCCUCCUCCUCUACUGCUUCCCCACCCUCUAACUCCUGCUCACGGGAAGCCCCCCAGAGGCCCCCACCACACAGCAGCCCCCAGCAGGCUGCACUGCAGGAGAGCUGUCAGCUGUCCUCACCUGCCACCUGCCUGUUGUCUCUUUCCUCUUCCUCAUCCUCUUCUUCAGUGUCAUUAGGGGAGCCGGAGCAAGGCCAAGGGCAGAGCCUGGGGCUGUGCGAGGAGCAGGGCUCCAUGCUGCAGGGGCGUGGGGCUGGAGGAACAGCUGAGGGAGGAGGAGGAGGAGGCUCAGACGGGUUGGGGCUACUGAUGAGUGGGGCCCUGAUGUCUGGGACUCUGCAUUCGGGGCCUCAGGGUGGGGGUCUCCCAGAUGGGGGCCAAAGAUCUGGGGCUGUCCUCAAGCAGGAACCGCUCGACGACUUCUCUCCCAGCGAAGACAAACUCUUUCAGCACCACUAUCAUCAUCACCAUCACUUAAGUGGGCGCAGUGGGAAUCUUCGUCACGCUCACCACCCACCUCGAUCGGCCAUGCCUCCGCCUUACCACUUGCACCAAUAUGUGGGGCCCACUCCCAACGGCCCACUACACCAUCACAACCAGCAGACAACUCCAGGCUCUUCCCUCGGACUCAAGCCAACCUCAGGAGGCCCUGCGGUGGCCCACGCAGCCCCCGAGCCGGAAGAAGUCGGAGGAGGAGGGCUGGUGGAUAAACAGGUGUGUCGCUGGAUUGACUGCAGUGCUGCUUUUGAGCAGCAGGAGGAGCUUGUGAGACAUAUUGAAAAGGUCCACAUCGACCAACGCAAAGGUGAGGACUUCACCUGUUUCUGGGCUGGCUGUAUUCGGCGCUACAAGCCCUUCAAUGCACGCUACAAGCUGCUCAUUCACAUGAGGGUCCAUUCUGGAGAGAAACCCAACAAGUGUAUGUUCGAGGGCUGUAACAAAGCGUUUUCUCGUCUGGAGAAUCUGAAGAUCCACCUGAGGAGCCACACAGGAGAGAAGCCGUACCUGUGCCAGCACCCUGGCUGCCAGAAAGCUUUCAGCAACUCCAGCGAUCGGGCCAAGCAUCAGCGCACUCACCUGGACACGAAACCGUAUGCAUGUCAGAUCUCCGGUUGUACCAAGCGCUACACGGAUCCCAGCUCCCUACGCAAACACGUCAAGAUCCACUCAGCCAAAGAGCAACAGGUGCGUAGGAAGCUUCGGCCCUGCCCUCACCUGGAGCAGGAUGUCCUGAGCGACUGUCUGUCCAUGCAGCACCUCCAGAGCUCCACCUCUACGCAGCACCUCUACAAUGGCAAAGAUGGCCAUUCUCCUGCAUUGGGCCAAGACAUGUUCACAGGCCUGUACACUGGCUCCAGUACCCCCCAUCACAGCGCCCCAGUGGAGCUGCUCACCCCCACCCCCAACUCUGGCUCCACCGCUGACCUGCCGACCCGACAGCACCGACUGGAUCGAGACCUCGGCAGCCCUCACCACCUGUCCCCGCUGGCUGCCAUGGACGGCACGAGAGACGGGGUGUCGGGUUCCCUCCUGUCUCCUGGGAUGAAGACAGCGGGGACAUCGCCUCCUCCACUGGAGAAACAGCAUGUCCACCCUCACCACAAGCUUUACCCUCACUAUCACCAGCAUCAGCCUGCCAGCGACGAAUACCAAGGCAGCUUCCAGAGCUGCUUCCAUUUCGGAGACUCCUACAGGAUGGAGCAGACAGUCGGUGGCGUCCACGUCCCGGGAGAUUCUCACACCUACACUUCACAUCAGCCCAAUGGCUUCCACAUGUCGACGAGCAACACCGGCUCUGCGGGCUUCAGCUUGACCCAGGAGCUGCAGGGAGGCGGUGGUUGCCAGUUCUUAUCCAGCCCAGAGGAUAGCAUUUUCUUCCAGGUGGGCAGCUUUGACCGUAGCUUGAGCCACAUGUCCUCCAUCUACACAGAGACAUAAAGGAACACCAGAGCAAGACAGGCUUCACCACACUACUCCGCGGUCCUUCCUCAUGCAUCCUCACACGCUUAGAUCUUUUUUUUCUUCAGUUCUGGUUUCAUUUUUCCAAAAACAGAACAAAGAUCACAUUGUAAGUGGGUUAUUCUGACUUAAGUGCAAGAUAGAAACCAAUAAAGUGGAAAAAAUAAGGCUAAAUAUAAUGUAAAUGCAACUGUGACACUGAAUGGAAAUGGCUUCAGUGGCAAAAACAAUGGUAGUGUUUCCCAACCUUUUUUUUCCCUCAUGACUCCUUAAAACAUUAAACUGUCUUCUUAUGAUUGCGCCUACUCAGCUGCAUCUGCUUUGAUCAGUUCAAGCAAACAAAUACUGACUUCUUUUGUACAACAUGAAUAACUUCAAAGGCCAAUGUACAAGUAAUAACACUAAAAUAAGCACGAGACUACAAAAAGGUUUGAAAAAAGGACACCAGUGUUUGAAUAGUCUGAUAAUGGGGCACCCCAUCAUGAAAACAGUCAGAUAUUUCUAUUUCUAUUAUGGAAACUUCCUGCAGUCUUUAAAUUCGUUCUAAUUCAUGCUAAUGCUAAUUGGCAUUCAGACUGAAAAACAAAAAUCCUGUUGGGAUAAAGGUCCAAGUUACCAGGCUGCAAACUGCUGGGCACGAUCGGCAAAUAAAUGUUGUUGAUGGUGCAGGUUUUAGUCUGUAAUGCGCCUCGAGGCAACAGCUGUUGGCGCUAUAUAAAUAAAACUGAAUUGAAUUAAAUGUUAUUAAAUGACAUUGACAUUGAAACCUGCACACAGACAGUACAAUCAGCUCGAGCUUCUACAUACAACAUCUCAUUUUAACACCACAAACCUCUCCUCUCCUCCUCUUUGUUUUUUUUCUCGGUAAUCUACACGUCUGCUCCACACUGACGUGUAGAGGAGAAUAUAACGUUUUGCAGUGAAGUUUUAUCAGUGGGGAAAAAAAGUUUGCAUUUCUCUUGUUAAGUAGUUUUUUGUUUUUUUUGGCUUUUGGAUUUAUCUCGGGAGGAGGGUUUGGGCAGAGAAACCAUCCUACUUUAUUAUAAUUAUUAUUAUAUGUAUAAAAUGUACAGUUUGUUUACAGCAAUCAUUUGAAUGUUUGUCAUUCCUCAGUUUAAGAAAUAAAUAACUGAA